AUGCAGAUCAAAUGCAUCCAGGCCUCAACGGUCCGACCAGCUGAAUCAUGGUUGAUUACAAGCGCACAGGGCUUAGAAUACCUUGUUCAAAUUGGCUUCCCCCGAGAUUGGCUGAACCCUCAAAGCAAGCCCAAGGAACCUAGCGUUCCAGUCAUGUACCUCACUGAUGGGAACUCUGUUUUUUCAUCCUCCCUGGAGAGACUUCAUCAACAUCUAGUCCUAUCCGAGUUCGGCACAUCUGCUGGAGUCAUUGUGGCCAUAGGCUACCUGCUCCAACCCGACUCAAAUUUCUUGUGGAGCGCUCGAAGAGAUUGGGACUUAACGCCCCCAUCUCCAGGGUGUCUCCCGAGUGAGGGUGGUGCGGAUGAUUUUGCAAAAUUCAUCCAAAGCCGAGUGAAACCACUGGUGCACCAGCGGAUCAAGGACAUUCGUGGAGUUGACCCAGGAGCACAGUGUUUAUACGGGCAUUCUCACGGGGGGCUGUUCACCCUGCACACGAUGUUUACAAGACCUUGGAUGUUCGACAGUUACAUUGCUGCCAGCCCCAGUAUUUCUUGGAACAAUGAGUUUAUUCUGGAGGAGGAAGCAUCCUUUCGCUCCGGAAGGGUCGAACGCGCCUCAGCGCCAUCACUGAUGUUAUACGUCGGUGGAGCAGAGCAGAACCCGCGACGAAAACGAGACGAGACGGAUGACGAGUAUGAGAAGCGACGGGAGCAAUACCAGAGGCGCAAAGAUGUAGACUUUGUGUUGGAAAUGAACACACGGCUCCGGGACUCUGGCAAGAUGAAGUAUCUGACGUCCAAAGUGUAUGACGGAGAAGACCAUGGAAGCGUCAUUGCGUGUUCAAUCAGUCAGGGUUUGGCAACCUUUUUUGAUGGCUGGCCUUACGUCGAUUGA
Molecule: messenger RNA, 897 nt
Organism: Clonostachys rhizophaga
Lineage: Eukaryota; Fungi; Ascomycota; Sordariomycetes; Hypocreales; Bionectriaceae
Source: the annotation of a GenBank genome assembly